Molecule: messenger RNA, 3372 nt
Organism: Larimichthys crocea (large yellow croaker)
Lineage: Eukaryota; Metazoa; Chordata; Actinopteri; Sciaenidae
Gene: prkar2ab
Product: protein kinase, cAMP-dependent, regulatory, type II, alpha, B
Exons: 17
Biological process (GO): negative regulation of cAMP-dependent protein kinase activity
Cellular component (GO): cytosol; cAMP-dependent protein kinase complex
Molecular function (GO): protein kinase A catalytic subunit binding; cAMP binding; cAMP-dependent protein kinase inhibitor activity
Source: RefSeq, a predicted model, not a curated record
CAAGCUGAAUGUUUCCACCCGGACAUGAAACAGAGGAGCACCAGAGUCUUGCAGUCCGUCCGGGUGAAGAAGUGGGUGAAAGGUGCUGCAGACUAACUCAGAGCCGCACACGGUCAGACCGGAAAAAGUCAAAAUGUCCAAACAGCCGCAGCCGAUCAGCCCGAUGAAGAACUUCUUCGCUGGAGGCUUUGGAGGAAUCUGCCUCGUCUUUGCAGGACAUCCACUGGACACCAUUAAAGUGCGCUUACAGACUCAGCCCAAGCCCAAACCUGGAGAGAGCCUCAUCUAUGCCGGAACAAUUGAUUGUUUUAAAAAGACUUUAGCCAAAGAGGGUGUGAAAGGACUCUACAAAGGCAUGGCAGCUCCCAUCAUUGGAGUCACACCCAUGUUUGCCGUCUGUUUCUUUGGAUUCGGACUGGGCAAGAAACUACAGCAGAGGACUCCUGAUGAUAUCCUUACGUAUCCACAGCUGUUUGCUGCAGGGAUGUUGUCUGGUGUGUUCACCACGGCCAUCAUGGCUCCUGGAGAGCGUAUAAAAUGCCUCCUACAGGCCCAGGCAACCACAGGAACGGUGAAGUAUGCGGGACCCAUGGACUGUGUCAAACAGCUGUAUAGAGAGUCAGGCAUCAGAGGAAUCUACAAAGGCACCGCUCUGACUCUCAUGAGAGACGUUCCAGCGAGUGGGAUGUACUUCACAUCUUACGAGUGGUUGAAGAACCUCCUCACACCACCGGGUAAAAGGUGAAUUGCUGUUGAGAUACCAGCUGGUUUGAGAGAGCUGCUGCAGGGAUACACAGUGGAGGUGCUUCGCCGCAGGCCGGCAGACCUUGUUGAGUUUGCUGUGCAGCAUUUUACACGAACUCUGGAAGUCCAGAGAAAGGAUCCGAAAGCCAAGAAACGGAGUGCCAGACCUGCACGGAAAGGAGUGAGCUUUGAAGCAAAGCCAAAUAAGCCCAACAAGGAUGAUGAAGAAGAGGAAGAGGACAUUGUUAAGCCCACUGCCUGUAAAUACAACCGUAGAGUUUCAGUUUGUGCAGAGGCCUACAACCCCGAUGAUGACGAUGAUGAUGACGCAGAGCUUCGGGUCGUGCAUCCUAAAACGGACGAGCAACGGCGCCGACUUCAGGAUGCCUGCAGAGACAUUUUACUGUUUAAAACACUGGAGCAGGAGCAGUUCUCUGAGGUUUUGGACGCCAUGUUUGAGGUGCUGGUCAAACCUCAGGAACACAUCAUUGACCAAGGAGAUGAUGGAGACAAUUUCUACGUGAUAGAGAAGGGUGUGUAUGAUAUUUUUGUGCAGAAGGAUGGAGUGAGUGUGUGCGUUGGAAAGUAUGACAAUAAGGGUAGUUUUGGUGAGCUGGCCCUCAUGUACAACACGCCGCGAGCUGCUACAAUCGUUGCAACGCAGGAAGGUGCCCUGUGGGGCCUGGAUCGAGCCACAUUUCACAGACUGAUUGUUAAAAAUAAUGCAAAAAAGAGGAGGCUGUACGAGGCCUUCAUCGAGUGUGUUCCUCUUCUGAAGUCUCUUGAGCUCUCUGAGAGAAUGAAGAUCGUAGAUGUUUUGGGAGCCCGAGUGUUUAAAGAUGGAGAGCGCAUAAUAGCACAGGGGGAAGAGGCCGACUGUUUCUACAUUGUGGAAUCAGGAGAGGUGAAGAUAAUGAUAAAAAGCAAAACAAAGGCAGGCCAGCAGGAUAACACAGAGGUCGAGGUGGCUCGAUGCUCUAGAGGGCAGUAUUUUGGAGAGCUGGCUCUGGUCACCAACAAACCUCGUGCAGCAUCAGUGUACGCUGUGGGAGAAACCAAAUGUUUAGUAAUUGACAUUCAGGCUUUUGAGCGUUUGCUGGGACCCUGCAUGGACAUCAUGAAGAGGAACAUUUCCCAGUAUGAAGACCAGCUGGUGGCACUGUUUGGCUCUAGUGUAGAUUUAAAACACUGAGACAUUAAGUCAUUUUUAAGUAGUGUACUGUUCUUUGUACAACUUAUAGGAUACAUUGUGUUUUCUUGUGCAACAAUCCCGAUAUGGACAGCAGUAAGGGUUGUGCUUAAAUAUACCAAGCAGUCAGUCAGUCAGAGGGUGAGCUUCAGUUAAUCAGUCCAGUACUGACAGCCCAUCAUACUGUCACUUAACCUUAGCUGAAUAAGUCUCCUUUUAUACUGUAGCUGUGAUAUUUUGACGUGUCACAGCAGGACAAUUAAUAAUGGGCACAUUUUAUGUAGCUACUUCGCUCUAAUGAUCCUGGUUUUGGGCAUGCUCACUGUCGCACUGAAAGUUGAACUAAACACCAUCUUCAAUGUGUGAGUACGUCACUGAUGUAGCAUUGUAUUCCUUUCACACUCUCUGACUCACAAUGGACAGUUUUUUAAAAGUAUAUUAUCAAAUAUUAACGUGGCAGAAGCAGAGAUAUCACACCUACAUUACCCAGAUAUGGGUGUGUUAUGUUCGUAGCCUCAAGCUGAGAUGAGGACAUGGCUACAGAUGUGUGGUAAACUCACUUCUUUGUAAUUCACACACACCUCUCAGGUUUUUAAAUUUUCAGACUUUUGAAAUUUAGGAGACAUUACGCAGCUCCCUCUGGAGCCACAAAAGACUUUAUACAGCACACAUGCAGUCAUCCCGUGGUUUAGUGUUUAAAAAGUUAAAAAACUAAAAUGUGAAAAUGACAUCUUAUAAUCAUGUUUUCCUAAGAGCAAGUAUUUUAUAACUAUUGUUCAAUGUUGCUGUUAUGGUAUUGGUCAGUAUGGUGUGAAAUGUUAAGUGUAACCUGGUUUUUAAAAUGGCAUGUCCUGAGUAUUAAAGCGAGUAAAAAAAAAAAAAAAACAUUCUUGCCAAGCACACGACAAAAAAAUAAAUGAAUUAUCUCUUAAAUAUUCAAGUUUUCUGGAGUUUGUUUUAUUUGAGUUACAAAAUAUGAAGUGCCAUCAGCAGACUCCGCACGGGAGUUUGCCAACCUUCUUGUGUUACAAGUAUUUACACCCAAAAAUCAAGGAUAUCCAUCUAAAUUUCCACACUCUGCGUUCUGUUAUGUCCCAGAGUUCGAGUCUCUGUCAAGUUGUCCAAGUUUAAAUAUUUAAAAUAUUUACAAAGUCCUGUAUUCAAAAACUCCCAAAUCAUACUGUAGCUUGUUCAACGCAAAGGCAGGUGUAACUGCUUCAGUAGUGUGAGAAAAUGAGCAGAGCUGGUGGAAUUAAAGGAGCUGUUAAACGAGCGUGGUCCUCUACAGGUUCUCCAUAGUUUUACAAGUUAUUUCUUCCUCCUCUAAAGAAAGCCUGGCGAGGAAGUCUGUACAUAAUUAUUUAAAAUAAUAUGUUGAAAUGUCUUUUUAGCCAUUGGGGUACAACAGCUUCUAUGAUCCUCUCUUGUGAAAAAAAAAA